GCACAAGUUAACCACAGCAGCUAGUGAAAUUACUAGCACCCGCCACUGCAUCCAACCAUCCAGUCCAGCUUAAUUAGCUCACGGUGCCAUGGCCCCGGCGAUUGCCAAGUCUCUUCUCAGCGAUCUUGUGGCACAGUCAGGUCAUGUCCCGUUGAGCCACGUUAGACCUGUCGGCGACCGCCCGGACCUCGCUAAUGUCGACAACGAGUCCGGUGCCGGCAUCCCGCUCAUCGACCUCAAAAAGCUCAACGGGCCGGAGCGCCGUAAGGUCGUGGAGGCCAUCGGCAGGGCCUGCGAGUCCGACGGAUUUUUCAUGGUGACGAACCACGGCAUCCCAAAGGAGGUCGUCGAGGGGAUGCUACGCGUGGCGAGGGAGUUCUUCCACCUGCCAGAGUCGGAGCGGCUCAAGUACUACUCCGACGACCCCAAGAAGGCGAUCCGGCUGUCCACGAGCUUCAACGUGCGCACCGAGAAGGUGAGCAACUGGCGCGACUUCCUGCGCUUGCAUUGCUAUCCUCUGGAGAGCUUCAUCGACCAGUGGCCGUCCAACCCGCCCUCCUUCAGACAAGUGGUGGGCACCUACUCCAAGGAAGCGAGAGCGCUCGCGCUUCGGCUGCUGGAGGCGAUAUCGGAGAGCCUGGGGCUCGAGCGGAGCCACAUGGUGACGGCCAUGGGGAGGCACGCGCAGCACAUGGCAGUGAACUACUACCCGCCAUGCCAGCAGCCGGAGCUCACCUACGGGCUUCCUGGGCACAAGGACCCCAAUGCCAUCACACUGCUGCUCCAGGACGGCGUGUCCGGCCUGCAGGUGCAGCGCAACGGCCGCUGGGUGGCCGUGAACCCCGUGCCCAACGCGCUGGUCAUCAACAUCGGAGACCAACUGCAGGCGCUGAGUAACGAUCGCUACAAGAGCGUGCUGCACCGCGUGAUCGUGAACAGCGAAAGCGAGCGGAUCUCGGUGCCGACGUUCUAUUGCCCGUCCCAGGACGCGGUGAUCGCGCCGACCACCGCGCCGGGGGACGACGGCCACCCUCUGGCCUACCGGCCCUUCACCUACCAGGAGUACUACGACGAGUUCUGGAACAUGGGCCUCAAGUCGGCCAGUUGCCUCGACCGGUUCAGACCCCAGUGAUCGACUGAACGCCGGCUACGAAUACAGAACACGCAGAAUGUUUAUGUUGGAUAUUCUAUUAUCAUUUGUCAUUUAUUAGCCUUUUAUUCACGGCCUACAGCUGAAACUAUAUAAUAAUAGAUGGUUAUGUGUAUGACUUAUACAGAAAUCAAAAUAAUAAAA
Phragmites australis (common reed) is the source of this 1294-nucleotide messenger RNA. Its product is annotated as protein DMR6-LIKE OXYGENASE 1-like. NCBI's taxonomy places the organism in Eukaryota, Viridiplantae, Streptophyta, Magnoliopsida, Poales, Poaceae. Bases 89 to 1132 code for a protein of 347 amino acids. The record is from RefSeq and is a predicted model, not a curated record. The transcript is spliced from 4 exons.